AUGGAAUGCCUGCGAGAAAAGUUCGUUGGCGGCGUCCUCCUGGAUGGCCGAUUCCAAACCAUUUCGCCUCUCAACCAUGGCUCUUUCGGUAUGGUCUUCAUGGCGCAGGAUCUCUUGACGAACCAGCCUGUGGCCAUCAAGUGCCUCACCAAGAAGUCGGCGCCUGGUGAAGCCGGUCUCGACUUCGCCGUCGAUGACAAGUCGGAAGAAUACGCCCUUCACAGCAGCCUCGGCAGUCAUCCCAACAUUGUGAAUCUCAUCCAUUCUUUCGAGACAGAAGCCCAUGUCUAUUUGGUCAUGGAGUUCUGCUCGCAGGGCGACUUGUAUGAGGCUAUUCGGAACGGCCAUGGACCUCUUCAGACCGAGCACGUCCGCCAAUUCAUGCUCGAACUAGUCGACGCGGUUGACUACAUUCACUCGAAGGGUGUCUACCAUCGCGACAUCAAGCCGGAGAACAUCUUCCUCACGCAGGACGGCGCUAUGAAACUGGGCGACUUCGGCCUGGCCACGACUGACAAGUGGUCCUAUGAGAUGACUGUUGGCAGCGAUCGCUACAUGGCCCCUGAGCAAUUCGACUCCGCCGGCGCUGGCUACUCGCCCGCAGCGGCUGACAUUUGGGCCAUUGGGAUCUGCCUGCUCAACAUUCUGUUUUCAAGGAACCCGUUCACCACUCCCACCGAGGCCGACCCUCUGUUUCUUGAUUUCUCCCGCGAUAAGCAGAGUCUGUUCGACGUCUUCCCGGACAUGUCCCAGGAUACCUACGAGGUCAUCGUCCAAUGCAUGAAUCUGGAUCCCAAGAGGCGAUCCCUGGUCGGCGCACGAGACGCGCUUGUGCGUGUUGUCAGUUUCACGACCGAGGACGAAUCGCUUGAUGACUUCUGCGGCGCCGAGAAGGCUACGGUGGCGUCUGCCAACCGUGAGCCCCUCCGCACGCCAUCCAUCCAGAGCCCUCAUGUCGACUCUGGAGCUUUCCCUUGGGCCAAGGCUCUGCACGCCAGCCCUCAUCAGGCCCGUCAACUCAGCGCCAUCCCCGACGACGAAAGCUACACCGAGGACCUUUUUUCAAAGUCUGGAGAAACUGCGGACUGGUGCUCGGCUAGCAUUCAGACUCCGUCCUCGUCCAUGCUUGACUCUCAGCUUGGUCUCUCACUCAAUUCCCUUGCCAUUGGAAAUUCUUCCCGGUUCCCAAAAGUCUCGCCCACAGCUGGAUCACUUCCCAUCAGCGUGGCGAAACCAAUCACUUUGUCCAUGUCGACGGUGUUCGGUCGUCGCAAGGAUGCUGUGUCGAAGAGUUGGAGUGACAUGUGGGAGGAAGAUGAAGAGGAGGAACACGAACGGGAGAUGCAGGCUCGCCAGGCACUGAACGGAAGAACUUGGAGUCACGAGAGCGGCGGUACUGAGAAGAAGGAAGAAGACAAGCGAGAGGGCGAUGCCACACCUCACACUAUCAAAGGCGAUGUCGACGAUGACCUUGUCGCAGAUGGUUUCUUCUUCCACGACUCAGAAGCCGUCAAGAAAGCCUCCCCUCCCACUCCACGUUACUCGCCACCGUCGAAGCGAUUCAACUUCGACAAGUGGGCAGCGCUCGGCGAGCGUCGCAGGGGCCAGAGCUUCAAGACCCAUCCGGAGAAGUCGCCGGUUUUGAAGUCUGGCCGUCAAAUUGGUUUUGGAUAUAAGUCUUAUGAAGCGGGCGUUUUGGAUCAUUCUUAUCACAACAUCAACAACACAAACAAAUCUUGGGGCAGAGAACGUGUCAAGGAAUGCCCAUGGAACAAGGGGAGAGAUUGGAACUGGCGCCGAGACCGGCGAUCCGAUCUCGGGGACAUUGAGUGGGUUGGUGGGUGGUAG
Messenger RNA from Purpureocillium lilacinum, 1848 nucleotides. RefSeq lists its product as uncharacterized. The record is from RefSeq and is a predicted model, not a curated record. NCBI's taxonomy places the organism in Eukaryota, Fungi, Ascomycota, Sordariomycetes, Hypocreales, Ophiocordycipitaceae. Gene Ontology annotation, biological process: protein phosphorylation. Gene Ontology annotation, molecular function: ATP binding; protein kinase activity.